This is a messenger RNA of Jaculus jaculus (lesser Egyptian jerboa), 1602 nucleotides long. RefSeq names its product flavin containing dimethylaniline monoxygenase 3 (gene Fmo3). Gene Ontology annotation, molecular function: flavin adenine dinucleotide binding; N,N-dimethylaniline monooxygenase activity; NADP binding. The record is from RefSeq and is a predicted model, not a curated record. The coding region runs from base 1 to 1602 and encodes 533 amino acids. The transcript has 8 exons. NCBI's taxonomy places the organism in Eukaryota, Metazoa, Chordata, Mammalia, Rodentia, Dipodidae.
AUGGGGAAGAGAGUGGCCAUCAUUGGAGCUGGGGUCAGUGGCCUGGCCUCCAUCAGGAGCUGUCUGGAGGAGGGGCUGGAGCCCACCUGCUUUGAGAGGAGUAAUGACAUUGGCGGCCUGUGGAAAUUCUCGGACCAAAUAGAGGAGGGCAGGGCCAGCAUUUACCAGUCAGUCUUCACCAACUCUUCCAAAGAGAUGAUGUGUUUCCCAGACUUCCCAUAUCCUGAAGACUUCCCCAACUUUAUGCACAACAGCAAGCUCCAGGAAUACAUCACUAUAUUUGCAAGAGAAAAGAACCUUCUGAAGUACAUACAGUUUGAGACACUUGUAUCCAGUAUAAAUAAAUGCCCUGAUUUCUUGACUACUGGCCAAUGGGAUGUUACCAUUAAGAAGAAUGGUAAAGAAGAAUCAGCUAUUUUUGAUGCUGUAAUGGUUUGUUCUGGGCAUCAUGUGUAUCCCAACCUACCAAAAGAGUCCUUUCCAGGACUAAAACGCUUCAAAGGCCAAUGCUUCCACAGCAGGGACUACAAGGAACCAGGCACAUGGAAGGGGAAACGAGUCCUAGUGAUUGGCAUGGGGAACUCGAGCUGUGACAUAGCUGCAGAACUCAGCCACACAGCUGAGCAGGUCAUCAUCAGCUCCAGAAGUGGAUCUUGGGUGAUGAGUCGAGUGGGAGAUGAUGGCUAUCCUUGGGACAUGAUGCUUAUUACUCGAUUUAAAACCCUCCUCAAGAACAACUUGCCAACAGCCAUCUCAGAUUGGUGGUACAUGAGGCAAAUGAACAUGAGAUUCAAGCACGAGAACUAUGGCUUGAUGCCUCUGAAUGGAACCCUCAGGAAAGAGCCUGUCUUCAAUGAUGACCUACCAGCUCGUAUCUUGUGUGGCACCUUGUCCAUCAAACCCAAUGUGAGGGAAUUCACAGAGACCUCAGCCAUUUUUGAAGAUGGCACCAUGUUUGAGGCCAUCGACUGUGUCAUCUUUGCAACAGGCUAUGGCUAUGCCUACCCCUUCCUAGAUGACUCCAUCAUCAAAAGCAGAGACAAUGAGGUCACCUUGUAUAAAGGCAUCUUCCCUCCUCAACUAGAGAAAUCAACCAUGGCAGUGAUUGGCCUUGUCCAGUCCCUUGGGGCUGCCAUCCCCACAGCUGACCUGCAGGCCCGCUGGGCAACACAAGUAAUCAAGGGAACUUGUACUUUACCUUCUGUAAAAGACAUGAUCGAUGAUAUUGAUGAGAAGAUGGGGGAGAAGUUCAAAUGGUUUGGCAAAAGAGAGACCAUACAGACGGAUUACAUCAAUUACAUGGAUGAGCUGGCCUCCUUCAUCGGGGCAAAGCCCAACAUCCCAUGGCUGUUCCUCACAGAUCCUAAGCUGGCCAUUGAAGUGUUCUUUGGUCCUUGCAGCCCCUACCAGUUCCGGUUAGUGGGCCCAGGGAGGUGGUCAGGGGCCAGGCAUGCCAUCCUGACCCAGUGGGACCGCUCACUGAAACCGAUGAAGACGCGAAUCGUCAGGGGUGUGCAGACACCUUGCUUGUUCUUCUGUCUGUUCAAACUCCUCGCCAUUCCCAUUCUGCUAAUGGCUCUUUGCUUUGUGCUGAUCUACUGA